Messenger RNA from Lacerta agilis (Sand lizard), 2273 nucleotides. RefSeq names its product zinc finger and BTB domain containing 48 (gene ZBTB48). The transcript is spliced from 11 exons. Gene Ontology annotation, biological process: regulation of transcription by RNA polymerase II. The record is from RefSeq and is a predicted model, not a curated record. The coding region runs from base 109 to 2211 and encodes 700 amino acids. NCBI's taxonomy places the organism in Eukaryota, Metazoa, Chordata, Lepidosauria, Squamata, Lacertidae. Gene Ontology annotation, cellular component: nucleus. Gene Ontology annotation, molecular function: protein binding; RNA polymerase II cis-regulatory region sequence-specific DNA binding; DNA-binding transcription factor activity, RNA polymerase II-specific.
GUCCCUGCUCGGUCCAAGAUGGCGGCGUUUUGGCUUUUCUGUGCUCCUCCUGUGCCUGGGCUGGGCGCGCUAUAAGAGGGGAGGGAGGAGGGUAGAGCCGAGCAGACCAUGGAGGGCUCCUUUGUCCAGCACAGUGUGCGUGUCCUGCAGGAACUCAACAAGCAGCGGGAGAGUGGGCAGUACUGCGAUGCCACCCUGGCAGUGGGCAGCUUGGUGUUCAAGGCACACUGGAGUGUCUUGGCGUGCUGCAGCUCCUUCUUCCGGAGCAUGUAUGAUGGAGCUUCCAGCAGAAUCAUCCUGCCAGAGACCUUUGUGGAGAUCUUCACGCCCCUCCUCGACUUCUUCUACACAGGCCACCUGGCCAUCACUGCAGAGAACUGGGAGAAACUUCUUGAGGCGGCCAAGGAGCUCUGCAUCCCAGAAGCAGUCAGGCUUUGCCAGGAGUUCAAGCCUGGGUGCUUGGACGGCGGCGACCAGAAUGGCCCGUAUUCGCUCACAAAGGACCUUGGGGAUCACUCCGAAGCGCUAGCCGAGACGCAGGGAGAGCCGGCCCUUGGUGGCGCUGUGCCCCCAGGUGACACUGCUCGAGAAGCCAGCCCGAGCCCCUGCAUCCAGGGCAGCAAAGUGGCCCAGGGCCAAAGAGAGAGCCCCUGUCUCCUUCGGGGAAGGCUGAAAAGGUCCCCCAAAACAAUAGCGCUGAGCAAUGCAGGUGAAGUAAAGAGCACCCCGGAAUGUAAGGAGCUCCUAAAAAGGCCACUGAAAAGAGGAGCCGCCGAGGAUGCGGGCGCCAAUCAUGAGCGGGAAACGCAGGAGGCUCCCGGCUCGAAUGACUUGACUGCUGAAGAUGAUGGAGGAGGGAGCAAGGAAAGGGAUGAGGAUUACAUUCCCGGGAAGAAGAGAGUGAGGACCAAAAGGAGAACUCACCUGUCCAGGAAGCCCAGCAGCUCCAAGACAGCUGGGAACAGUGGCCUGCUGGAAGGUGGGGUGCUGGGAAGCCGCAGGGGUGCGACGGGACCAGUUGAAUGCCCCACUUGCCACAAGUCCUUUCUCAGCAAGUACUAUCUCAAGGUGCACAACAGGAAGCACACUGGUGAGAAGCCCUUUGAAUGUUCCAAGUGCGGGAAAUGCUACUUCCGGAAGGAGAACCUGCUGGAGCACGAAGCCAGGAACUGCAUGAACCGUUCAGAGCAGGUUUUCACCUGCUCUGUCUGUCAAGAGAUGUUCAAGAGGCGGAUGGAGCUCCGUGUGCACAUGGUGUCCCAUACGGGAGAGAUGCCCUAUAAGUGCUCUUCCUGCAUCCAGCAGUUCAUGCAGAAGAAGGACCUGCAGAGCCACCUCAUCAAGCUACACGGCGCCCCCAAGCCACACGCGUGCUCGGCCUGCUCCAAGUGCUUCCUGUCGCGGACGGAGCUGCACCUCCACGAGGCCUUCAAGCACCGCGGGGAGAAGCUGUUUGUCUGCGAGGAGUGCGGCCACAGGGCUUCGAGUCGCAAUGGGUUGCAGAUGCACAUCAAAGCUAAGCAUAGGAACGAGCGCCCCUAUGUCUGCGAGUUCUGCCAGCACGCCUUCACCCAGAAGGCCAACCUCAACAUGCACCUGCGCACCCACACUGGGGAGAAGCCCUUCCAGUGCCACCUCUGCGGCAAAACCUUCCGCACGCAAGCAAGCCUGGACAAGCACAACCGGACCCACACAGGCGAGCGUCCCUUCAGCUGUGAGUUUUGUGACCAGAAGUUCACCGAGAGAGGCCCCCUGCUGAGGCACAUUGCCAGCCGGCACCAGGAAGGGAGGCCCCACUUCUGCCAGAUCUGUGGGAAGACUUUCAAAGCUGUGGAGCAACUGCGUGUCCAUGUCCGUCGGCACAAAGGGGUGAGGAAGUUCGAAUGCACAGAAUGUGGCUACAAGUUCACACGGCAGGCCCACUUGAGGCGCCACAUGGAGAUCCACGACCGGGUGGAGAACUACAACCCCCGGCAGAGGAAGCUGCGGAACCUGGUCAUCGAGGACGAGAAGGCCGUGGUGGUGGCCCUGCAGCCCCCUCACGCUCUGGAGGGGGGCUCUGCCGAGGAAGUCGCGGCAGAGUCGCUCGCCCACGGCUCCCUAAGCGAGGAGUUCCCUGUACAGAGACUCUCUUCGAACGAGAACUUUGGUCCCCCGGAUGUGAUCGAACAGUCGCUGAUCAUUACCAUCCCAGAUGACUGUGAGACGUAGCGUUGUGCCCCUAUUGUAAAGCCCCAUCCCCAAUAAAGGAGAGUAAUUAAAAAAGAAAACCC